UCUUUCAGAUCUUCUCCUUUCUCCUUUCUACCUGUAAACCCUCAACGCGGAUUCUUGCUCUCCGAUCUUCUGCACUUCAACUCCUCCUCAUUUUUCAAUUCAAUUUCACCUUCUCACCUGCUAUCACCGGAAUCAUUCUUCCAUUAUACACCGUUAGUGUUGUGCAUUGCAGAUUAUCGAUUAGGAAGUUUUCGCUUUGUUUCUUGGUAUUUCAGAUUGAGGAUUUGAGGUUGGGGCAGCUUCGGCAUUUUGAUGAAAUGUUGUUGUAUGAGCAUCUAGAAGCUGUGAUAGUGUAUUGAUUAAUGGAGGAUAUCAACAUAGUUAGGUUGUCUCCAUUGAGGCCGGGUGGUGGCGGUUUGAAGUCGCCGUCCUCAGGGAAGUCAACUCCGAGGGGCUCUCCUUCUUUUAGGAGGUUGAGCUCUGGUCGGACUCCGAGAAGAGAGGGCGCCAGAAGUGGUGGUCAUAUUUUUUCCUAUUGCUUCAGAAGCAACCGCAUUGUGCUUUGGCUGCUUUUGAUCACUCUUUGGGCUUAUGCUGGAUUCUAUUUCCAGUCGAGAUGGGCGCACGGAGAUAAUAAGGAAGAUCUUUUCAGUGGUGGCUAUGGAGGUGAAAUAAAUGGUGGAAAACCUGGAUCACAGCGGAAUAACAGGAGGGACUUGAUUGCUGCUGGAGCACUUAAGUCCAUGAACGGGACGAGUAACUCAAGUUUGGAGAAUGUGGAAGGUGAUCUUGCUGAGAGGGGAAGUGGUAAUUCAUUGCAUAAAAGUAAGGCUUCGAAGAAGAGAAGUAAGAGAUCUGGACGUAGUUCACGUAGGAGGAGCUCUAGUAAACUGAAGAUUGUGCCACAAGAUGUAGAAAGUGAAGUUGAUGUACCAAUUGAAGAAAUUCCCAAGAAGAAUACAACUUAUGGAUUCCUUGUUGGUCCAUUUGGCUCUGUAGAGGAUUCGAUUUUAGACUGGAGUCCUGAAAAGCGGUCAGGCACCUGUGACCGGAAGGGUGCAUUUGCACGUCUUGUUUGGUCGAGGAAGUUUGUGUUGAUCUUCCAUGAGCUGACCAUGACAGGAGCCCCUCUUGCAAUGAUGGAGUUGGCAACUGAGUUUCUGAGCUGUGGAGCUACGAUAUCAGUUAUAGUUCUGAACAAAAAAGGCAGCUUGAUGUCAGAACUACACCGAAGGAAAAUUAAAGUGCUCGAGGACAAGUCAGAUGUGAGCUUCAAAACAGCCAUGAAAGCAAAUAUCAUAAUUGCAGGUUCUGCGGUCUGUUCAUCCUGGAUAGAACAAUACCUGUCUCGUACUGUUCUCGGUUCUAGUCAAAUUAUGUGGUGGAUCAUGGAGAAUAGAAGAGAGUAUUUUGAUCGGUCAAAGCAUGUGCUCAACAGAGUAAAGAAGUUGAUUUUUCUUUCUGAACAACAAUCCAAGCAGUGGUUAGCCUGGUGUGAGGAAGAAAAGAUCAAGUUAAAAGAAGAGCCUGCAUUGGUGCCACUCUCAGUCAAUGAUGAGCUUGCCUUUGCAGCAGGCAUCUCAUGCUCGCUAAAUACUCCAUCAUUCACUACACAAAACAUGCUACAAAAGAGACAGUCAUUGAGAAAUGCUGUUAGACAAGAAAUGGGACUGACUGAUGAUGAUAUGUUGGCUGUUACCUUGAGCAGUAUCAACCCUGGAAAGGGUCAGUUAUUGUUUAUGGAGUCGGCCCGUUUGGUAAUUGACCAAGGCCAACAGCUGAACAGUUCUGGCCUGAAAGAUCCAAUCCUAAUGGAUCACGAUUAUUAUUCAAGAGCUCUACUUCAGAAUCGGAGAAGGGACAUUAAAUCUUACAGUGGACCAAAGCUCUCUGGUAAAUCUUCAAACACAGACACGCCCAUAAAGAAAAGAAUAAGGUCAUCACAUAUCUUCACCAACGAGGGUAGACUUGAUACUACGAUGUAUGGUAGAGAUGCUAGAAGGAGAAAAAUGUUGUCCCAAAAUGUUGGAAAGAAGGGACAGAAUCUUAAGGUACUCAUUGGCUCAGUCGGAUCUAAAAGCAAUAAAGUACCUUAUGUGAAAACACUUCUUACGUACCUAUCAACGCACUCAAAGUUGUCGAAGUCUGUGCUGUGGACUCCAGCAACAACUCGUGUUGCCUCCCUUUAUGCCGCAGCAGAUGUUUAUGUAAUGAAUUCUCAGGGAAUAGGAGAGACAUUUGGAAGGGUAACAAUUGAGGCCAUGGCAUUCGGACUUCCUGUGCUGGGAACGGAUUCUGGAGGCACAAGGGAGAUUGUCGAGCACAAUGUAACGGGGCUACUCCAUCCUUUGGGGCGCCCGGGCUGUCAGGUUCUUGCAAGAAACCUCGAAUUCUUUCUUGAGAAUCCAUCAGCAAGGCAAGAAAUGGGAAUGAGGGGAAGAGAGAAGGUUGAGAAGAUGUACAUGAAAAAGCAUAUGUUUCAGAAAUUCGGUGAGGUGUUGUACAAGUGCAUGAGAAUUAAGUAGCAUCUCACUCUUCUACUUUCAAUCUACUUUGGAAAUGGCUUGAUUAGCACAUUGCUGCUAUUAUAGCUUCAGAAAUGAUAUACAUACCUAUUUCUUCA
This is a messenger RNA of Salvia hispanica, 2563 nucleotides long. RefSeq names its product UDP-Glycosyltransferase superfamily protein. Gene Ontology annotation, molecular function: glycosyltransferase activity. Lineage: Eukaryota; Viridiplantae; Streptophyta; Magnoliopsida; Lamiales; Lamiaceae. The record is from RefSeq and is a predicted model, not a curated record.